UAAAUACAAAUUGGUGAUUUGAAUUUCCCGCCAUUUCUUUGACCCUCCUGUCAUGUUAUAAAUGUACCAACAUCAUAACUCGAUGCAUCAGCUUACUUUUUCGAACAUUAAAAAUUAAACAAAAUUCAAAACUGUGUUUUAAAUAUAAACAACCAUCAUGAACAUCUGAAAAUCAUUUAUCGUUCUCAAACAAGAGAAUAAUUUUGAUUGUCUUUAAAUAUUUUCGAUUUUGUGAAGUGCUACAUCUUACGAUUGAACUAAAUCACUCAUUCGCCAUUUGCAAUUUAAUAAUUCUUCGUGACUCUUCGGGAGUGUGACUGAAAAUAGUAUAAAUUUUUAAUAUUUAUUGCAAGGGGGCACGUAAAAUAAGUAGUUAAUAUAAACGGAUUAAAUAGCAAGGAAAGAAGAUUGAUUUAUAACAUAAAUUAGUUCUAAGGCAAACCCCAAUCCUUCUUCGAUCGAUCUUAUAGUUAAAUGACGAUUUAAAACUGAUUAUCGUCCUUGUUAUAAAAGAUUUUAACCGAAAACACAAAAUCAAUCAAAAUGAGCGUCAUUAUAAGGCUGCAGAACCUGCCGUGGAGCGCGAACGCUAUGGACAUCCGUACUUAUUUCCGGGGGCUGUCGAUUCCGGAAGGAGGCGUUCACAUCGUCGGAGGAGAGAUGGGCGAUGCCUUCAUCGCCUUCAGUACCGAUGAAGAUGCUCGACAAGCGAUGAUGUCCGAUGGAGGCAAAAUCAAAGACGUACAAGUUAAACUGUUUCUGUCCUCUCGCGCCGAAAUGCAGAAAAUUAUCGAGGCAGCUCGCCAACAGGCUAUGGCAUUCAUGGGCAUCCCCACACAACCACCCAUAAUAACUAAUAUCCUCCCUCAAACCAUGCCUCAACCAGAAAUUAGCACAAAGCCAAUCGAAGUCGAUGGUAAAGAUGAUUGUAAUACACGGAAUGAUGAUUCCAAGGAAAAUGGUAGAGACACCAGGGCCAUUUCCAGGGAUGAUUCUAGCAAGAGAAGUGGACGAGAUCGCGACAGGAGCACCAGAUCGCGUUCCAGAGACCGCAGGAGGGAAAGGUCACGAUCUAGAGAGCGCAGAGAACGUAGACGCCGCGAAAGGAGCAGAAGCCGUGACAGGAGAAGUUCUAGAAGAAGCGGCAGGCGUGACAGAUCGCGUGAUCGAUCCAGGACGCGUGAACGUGACUCCAGACGGUCCAGCAGACGCGAUGACAGUGACAAAUCUAAGUCCAACUCAGGUUCACCAGUUAACAAGAAAUCAGGUAACCCAAUACAAGUUUGGGACAAUAGCUCCAAUGGUAAUGAUACCAAACAUAUCAAUUUUAACGGAACCAUCAAUCAGCAACAACCUACUCCAACAACAACAUUUAACUCAUGGUCAUUACCACCACCAAUAAACAUCAGUGCUGACCAGUUGUCGAGGUUGCAGAAUUUGGAGGGUCGAAGAAAUCCUGCAGCAUUCCAGAACACAACCUCUAAUUCGAGUUUUUUCAAUCAGGACAAACCACUGAUGCUCAACAGCACACAAGGCACAUGCAUCCAUAUGAUCAACUUGGAUCAAACAACUAGUUAUGGUGAAAUACGAGCCAUAUUCUCAAAGCUUCAAAUUGCUCAGAAUGGUAUAAAAAUUGUGAACGAUAAAAGAGCCAAUAAAAGGACAGCUUAUGUUCGUUUUACUCGCUUGGAUCACAAAAUUCAGGCUUUGGCUUGCAACGGACAGCAGAUCCGCGGCAAAUUAGUAGAAGUACGAACUAUUGAUGAUCAACAGUUUGAAGAAGCUGUAGAUUCCUGCCGUCCUCCUGCUCCAACCAACAGCGCAUCCAUAGAAAUUGACUCAGACACUGAUGGUGAACUGCACAUUGCAGAUGAAUCGAAUGGUAAUAAUAAGAAGCCUGAUGACGGUUUAAAUUUAGGUUUUACUGUUUUGAAAUUAGAUGGUGUGCCCACAUUUGCCAAAGAACAUCACAUCAUGAAGAUGUUUUCUGAUUAUUCUGUUGCAAAUAUCCACGUUGUAGAAAACGGUGGUUCAAUGUGUCCAAAGGAAUCAAGGAGACAACACUUGGCUUACGUGGAGUUCCACAGACCAGCAGAUGCUGCGUUUGCUUUGAAUGACGAAAACAGGCAUGUUAUUGGGCAUAAAACAAUAGCAGUCACAUCUUGCAGUAAAAGGGAGAUGCAGGAUGCUAAAAAUGGCAGUUGUUUUGGGAAUAAAUUAUUUUCCGGCAACAAUUUGGACUCGGAUGAUAUGAAAACUGGUUUUUUGAAAGAUCCCAGACAAAAACGCAUGGACGAUAUCAACGCCAAGUUCUUGCUAGGCAACAAUUCCUUGAUGUUCGAUAAAAAUAGAUUCAAUAACCAGAUGCCGAUGGACUUCAACAGCAGACCACCAGUUUUGAUAAAUCAGCCUAACAUUGAACAGUCGAAUGAUUUCCAGGACACAGAUUGGGUUGUUUUGACGAAUCUUCCCAUAAAAAUUAGUGAUAGGGACAUCAUGGACUUCUUUUCAGACGUUGGUCUGGUGCCUAGCCGUUUGCAUCUCUUGCCGGGGAAUCAAACCGGAGGAGAAUCCCGAUCAGUCGAUGGUGCACGUUGUUAUUGCAGAUUUGAAGGUGGACCAGACGAUGUUCGUCGCGCUUGCACCAAAGAUGGUAUGCCUUUAGGCAUGUCCCGAAUUUCGGUAGCCCCCGUCAAGCAAUCAGUGGUCGAAUCCGCCACCGGAUCCAAAGAAGCACCGCCAUCGGUCUUUCUCAAACCGCCACCUAUAAUAAAUCCCACCAGGAUCGAAACGAGUCAGCCGCCUCCACAACAUUCCCAAGCACCGCCUUUGAUGAACCUGAACAUCAGCCAGCCUUUUAAUGGACCCCAGACUAUGCUGGGUCACAAUGCUCCUCCGAUGAUGAUGCGUGGUGAUGCUCACAUGGGAAUGCGAAGACCACCUCCCGUGUUCCCAGGACGUGGCGGUCGAGGCGCUGGCAGAGGUCUUGGUUUUCCUGCCAGAGGAGGACGCGGUGGUGGCGGUAUCGGUGGUCAAUUUAAUGGUAUGGGUGGUUUUCCACGAAAUCAAGGUCCUGACAGCGCCGGUGUCGAUGGUUUUGGAGCACCAGGAUGUGUUGUGUCAAUGGAGAAUGUGCCUUUCCGAGCAGGUGUCGAAGAGAUUUUGGAAUUCUUUAGAGGUUUUGAUAUACCUCGAGAGAAUAUUAUAAGAAGAUUCAAUGAUCAAGGUAAUCCAACGGGUGAUGCUAAAGUGGCUUUCAGUAAUCCUCAAGAUGCCAAACGAGCUGUCGAGACUCGAUUGGCAAGGGGUCCUAAUUGCAAGAUAAGAGACAGGCGGAUAUAUUUGACUAUUACAUAGACUAUGUAUUACUUAUGUAUUUAGAGUUAUAAGAAAUUUUGUACAUAAGCUACUCAGAUUGCCGGUAAUGGAUUUCUUUGCUCAGUGACAAGCAGAAAUGCCAAAGGAGUAGAAUAAAGAUUGUAAAUAUUAGACUGAUUUAUGGAUUUAAUUUUAUUUUUAAUAUUUAUCAAUAUUAUUUAG
Ctenocephalides felis (cat flea) is the source of this 3540-nucleotide messenger RNA. RefSeq lists its product as uncharacterized. Gene Ontology annotation, molecular function: RNA binding. The transcript is spliced from 5 exons. Gene Ontology annotation, biological process: regulation of RNA splicing. Lineage: Eukaryota; Metazoa; Arthropoda; Insecta; Siphonaptera; Pulicidae. The record is from RefSeq and is a predicted model, not a curated record. The coding region runs from base 544 to 3357 and encodes 937 amino acids. Gene Ontology annotation, cellular component: nucleoplasm; ribonucleoprotein complex.